AUGACGUUCUCGUCCGCCUCGCCGUCCUCGCACAUCACCUCGUCGAUUGGUCGCCUGAUCCAUCCUCAAGCCCUCGUCCCGUCCAUCUCGCCCACGUCGGGCGCAUCCCUCUCAUCGAUCCUCCGCCAAAGCGCCGCCUCACCAACAAUAUCACCCAAGAGCGGCCCACAAGAUCCCAAGCGGUCGGCCCUCCAGAACGCGCAUCUCAACAUCGAAUCGAGCAGCACCGCUGCCACGAGAAUCAAGCAGUACCUCCAAUCAUCCAGCAUCAAGGUCAGCAACAAGCGUCGACCACCACCCAGAAAUCAAGAUAUCAUCACAACAUCAAGAUCCCAAGCAAGCACCUCCAUGCAAGCAUCAAGUCAACAUCUCGCAUCGCAACAGGCUGGCACCUGGACCUCCCAGCCUCCCAUCCAACCUAGUCGAGCCCCCUGCGGCUCCUUCGUCAAUACCAAAAAAAAAUCCACUGACAUCUCUGUGUGUGCUUCCGUCGUCUGA
Kalmanozyma brasiliensis GHG001 is the source of this 498-nucleotide messenger RNA. RefSeq lists its product as uncharacterized. The record is from RefSeq and is a predicted model, not a curated record. The transcript has a single exon. The coding region runs from base 1 to 498 and encodes 165 amino acids. NCBI's taxonomy places the organism in Eukaryota, Fungi, Basidiomycota, Ustilaginomycetes, Ustilaginales.